CUCUCCCUGUUCUGUUGUUCACUCCCAAUCUUCGCUCACAGUCCACCGGCUCCGAUCCCAACUCCCAUGGCGCUCUCCGUCUCCGCGCCCACCUCCUCCUCCCUCCUCCCGCCCUCCCGUCAGGUGGGCAGGUGGAGUCCAUUGGCGAGGUCGGCUAAGCCUGUUCCUUUCAGCCUCCGGAGCUCGCCUCUGGCUGCGCGGGCCGCCGCCGGCAACGCACCCACUUCCCCCGUAGACGAGAUCGUCACCGAGCUCGAUGCAGUGGCCGGCUUCAGCGAGAUCGUACCGGACACCGUCGUGUUCGAUGAUUUCGAGAGGUUCGCACCCACGGCGGCCACGGCGAGCUCCUCGCUGCUGCUCGGGAUCGCUGGGCUCCCGAAUACCAAGUUCAAGAGUGCGAUAGAUACUGCACUGGCAGAUGGUGAGUGCAACGCAUUGGAUAAGCUCGAGGACAGGAUGUCCUGUUACCUCACCAAGGCCCUGGCAAACGUUGGCGCUCAACUGGCUCAUCAAGUACCUGGACGUGUUUCGACUGAAAUAGAUGCUCGGUUGGCUUAUGACACCCAGGGCAUUAUCCAGAGGGUGCAUGAACUGCUGAAUCUGUACAACCAGCAUGAUGUCUUAACUGACCGCCUGCUAUUCAAAAUUCCUGCUACAUGGCAAGGCAUAGAGGCCUCAAGGUUGCUUGAAUCUGAUGGAAUUCAAACACAUUUAACAUUUGUAUACAGUUUCGCACAAGCAGCAGCGGCAGCACAAGCAGGUGCAUCUGUUGUACAGAUAUUUGUGGGGCGGUUGCGGGUAAUUUAUCAAGAUUGGGGAAGGAAUCACUCUGGUGACCCAGAAAUAGAUGAAGCUUUGAAGAAGGGAGAAGAUGCUGGCCUUGCUUUGGCAGAGAAAGUAUAUGCCUAUAUUCACAGAAAUGGGUACAAAACAAAGUUGAUGGCUGCUGCCAUACGGAACAGGCAGGAUGUAUUUAGCCUUCUGGGGAUUGAUUACAUCAUUGCACCUCUGAAGAUAUUGCAGUCUCUGGAAGAAUCUGUCACUGAUCCUGAUGUAAAGUACAGUUAUGCCCCAAGGUUGACUCCUGCCCUUGGCAAGACGUACAACUUCACUGAAGAGGAGCUUGUGAAGUGGGACCAGUUGAGUCUUGCAGCUGCUAUGGGGCCCGCUGCUGAAGAAUUACUUGCUUCUGGAUUGGAGGGAUAUGUGAACCAAGCACGCCGUGUUGAGGAGCUCUUUGGGAAGAUCUGGCCACCUCCGAACGUUUAAAACCGCCUUGCUGGGCCUCAGUUUCCAGUUCCAACAGAGAGUAAUAACAACAGGCAAGAGAACACUUCUCCCGCCUGCACCGGUUCUCCAAUGUGAUUUACCUAGCAGUCUCAGAAUGUUGUGUAACAAAAAUAUUACUUCUUUUGGAUAUGGUACGGGUACGACACGCCCCCAAUGUUGCAUUAGCCUGAGAAUGUGUAUUGAGCUUUUUGUGAUUCAAAUGAUAUGCUGGAUUGAUCAGAAUUUGUCACCUGAUAUUCCCUGCAAA
Messenger RNA from Setaria italica (foxtail millet), 1537 nucleotides. RefSeq names its product transaldolase. Gene Ontology annotation, molecular function: transaldolase activity. Gene Ontology annotation, cellular component: cytoplasm; intracellular anatomical structure. NCBI's taxonomy places the organism in Eukaryota, Viridiplantae, Streptophyta, Magnoliopsida, Poales, Poaceae. Gene Ontology annotation, biological process: pentose-phosphate shunt; carbohydrate metabolic process. The coding region runs from base 67 to 1269 and encodes 400 amino acids. The record is from RefSeq and is a predicted model, not a curated record. The transcript has 13 exons.